Messenger RNA from Orbilia oligospora ATCC 24927, 1494 nucleotides. RefSeq lists its product as uncharacterized. The record is from RefSeq and is a predicted model, not a curated record. The coding region runs from base 1 to 1494 and encodes 497 amino acids. The transcript is spliced from 3 exons. Lineage: Eukaryota; Fungi; Ascomycota; Orbiliomycetes; Orbiliales; Orbiliaceae.
AUGAACUUUGUCACCACUGGAAAUAGUUCUCCACAGUCUAUCCCUGAAUGUGGCAAAUGCGAAGAGCAUCCGGGAGUGUUUUCAUGCAGUUGUGGAGAAUAUUUCUGUGGAAUAUGCACCCCAAAACACCUAGGACGAAAUCCGGAUCACCGUCGAAAACCCGACAAAAAAUACCAGAAAUUUUGGGAGGGCGUAACAAAUGUUCUUUGGGGUGACGAUGAUAGUAGAAAUUCGGAUACGUUUAAACUGGAUGAAAAAGCAAAAUGGUUCGGAUUAGUUACGAAAGAAUCUUAUAUCAGCAAAGUUUCUUCCAGGCCUGGGUACGAGACAAGCAAAGUUUCUAUUAUUGUAGAAACCCCAAGAUUGGGAGAGCUGCUCCAAAACUCGGCUUUCAAAGAUGAAAACAAUCCGAGAGGCUUACUGUUUCCAAGUAUUACUUCAUUCAUCGGGUUGACUGGCGCAGGAAAAUCUGUUUUAAUCAGUUCUAUGAUCCGACAUUCUGACGAAAAUAAAUUCUUCAAUUGUCCGAUUCCUAGUGCAAAGUCUGGUGAAGACGCUCUAGUCUCUACGACCGGAGAGGUCAACCUCUACCCCGAACCUUCUAGUUUCGGCACAAGGAAUCCCAUCUUUUUUGCAGAUUGCGAGGGAUUGAACGGAUCAUCUAACCCUGUUGCCUCUAAAUAUCAAACCGACUGGGCUCAAUACGGCCAAAAAUACCGGAUUCGGCUGCCCCUCGACCGUCGAGGUGUUGUUGAAAAGAUAUAUCCUCGAUUCUUAUACAUCUUUAGCGAUGUUGUAUGCUACGUUACCAAAGACCCUAAGUCUUGUACCGAUACUACCAUCCGACUUCUGGAAUGGAGCUCCAUAGGUGCUCAAAAUACAAUUAAUCAGUACACCCUUCCGGCUCUUAUCAUCAUCAUCAAUCAGUCAACUUUACAUAUGGAUGACGAGCGUUGGAUAUCCGAUGAUCCAGAUCGCAUAACGGAGCGCUUCUUUUCUGCAAAUGAGAACGAGAUUGCAGGAAACAAUACACUAACGGAGUUUGCAUCAAAGUAUGGUGAUACAACAAUCCUAGAUAUCCUUAAACGAAGCUAUUCAAGCGUUCAGGUUCACUACAUCCCCUAUCAACAGAGAGAUUACUCAGAAGUAGAUAUCCUUCACAAAAAAACGAAAGUGCUUCUCGAGCGCAUCAAGUCGGAUACCGCUCGUGUGCAAAACAAUAGAGCGGGAUCAUUAACUCGCUUUGACAGCAGGCAACUGCCUUUUCUUACUGAUCUCGCAUUUAAACAUCUUGCAGCCGGUAACACUGAGCCGUUCGAUUUCGGGCAGUGCCGCCGGUAUGCAGGAACUCUGGAAACCUUGGAUUCAAAUCUUGAAGAAUACCUUUCUCACUGUUUUAAGUCCAACAUUCGGUUAGGCCUCGGGGCAUGCGUCUCGGCACUAGGGUCUGCCAUAUUUGUAAAUGCCUCCGCCACGAAGAGUGAAGGCAAGUAA